Molecule: messenger RNA, 1921 nt
Organism: Carlito syrichta (Philippine tarsier)
Lineage: Eukaryota; Metazoa; Chordata; Mammalia; Primates; Tarsiidae
Gene: CLN3
Product: CLN3, battenin
Exons: 16
Coding region: 360-1676 (438 amino acids)
Biological process (GO): lysosomal lumen acidification; lysosome organization
Cellular component (GO): lysosome; membrane
Source: RefSeq, a predicted model, not a curated record
AUGAGUAGUGCUGGCAAGAUACCGUCCUAGCUUCGGGCGCGGCUAAUCUAACCUCAUGGCUCUACUUGUUGAUCCCAUCCGCUCCAGUUUAAAACCUACGGUUCCAGGGUCCUCCCGGUCUCCCCCUUUCUCAUGCCCCGAAGCUGAGAUGACCUAAAGCGAAGACCAAGAAAAGACCCGGAAAUAGGGAGGACCUCCGAGCACGUGAUGGGGGAAGCCGGGUGCUGUCACGUGACCCGACAACCUGCCUCUUCGGAGCGGAACGCUCGGCUGCUCUUAAAGACCCUCAACCAUCCCUUGGGAGCCGACUCUGAACACUCUAUGAUUUUGGACUUUGGGAGGAACCCGAACUUGAUGCCAUGGGAUGUUGUGCGGGCUCGCGGUGGCGCCUUUUGGGUUCCGAAGGGGAGGAGACCGUCCCGGAGCCCCGGCCCCCUCUGUCGGACCACCAGGGUGUGCAUUGGAAGAACGCGGUCGGCUUCUGGCUGCUGGGCCUUUGCAACAACUUUUCUUAUGUGGUGAUGCUGAGUGCUGCCCAUGACAUCCUUAGCCAUGAGAGGUCACCUGGGAACCAGAGCCAUGUGGACCCAGGCCCAACGCCAAACCCCCACAAUAGCUCAUCUCGAUUUGACUGCAACUCUGUCUCCACAGCUGCGGUGCUCCUGGCAGACAUCCUCCCCACCCUCGUCAUCAAAUUGCUGGCUCCUCUUGGCCUUCAUCUGCUGCCCUACAGCCCUCGGGUUCUCCUCAGUGGAGUUUGUGCUGCAGGGAGCUUCAUCCUAGUUGCCUUUUCUCAUUCAGUGGGGACCAGCCUGUGUGGUGUGGUCUUGGCUAGCAUCUCGUCAGGCCUGGGGGAGGUCACCUUCCUCUCACUCACGGCCUUCUACCCCAGGGCUGUGAUCUCCUGGUGGUCCUCAGGUACUGGGGGAGCCGGGCUGCUGGGGGCCCUGUCCUACCUGGGCCUCACCCAAGCAGGCCUCUCCCCACAGCAUACCCUGCUGUCCAUGCUGGGUAUACCUGCCCUGCUGCUGGCCAGUUACUUCUUGUUGCUCACGUCUCCUGAGCCCCAGGACCCUGGAGGGGCAGAGGAGGCAGAGACAGCAGCUCGGCAGCCCCUGAUAAACACCGAGGUUCCAGGGUCUAAGCCAGGAUCCAGCUCGAGCCUCUCCCUUCAGGAAAGGUGGACUGUGUUCAAGGGCCUGCUAUGGUACAUCAUCCCCUUGGUAGUGGUUUACUUUGCCGAAUAUUUCAUCAAUCAGGGACUUUUUGAGCUUCUGUUUUUUCGGAACACAUCCCUGAGUCACGCUCAGCAGUACCGCUGGUACCAGAUGCUGUACCAGGCUGGCGUCUUUGCCUCUCGCUCUUCUCUCCGUUGCUGUCGCAUCCGCUUCACCUGGGCCCUGGCCCUGCUGCAGUGCCUCAACCUGGCCUUCUUGCUGGCGGACGUAUGGUUCAGCUUUCUGCCAAGCAUCUACCUCAUCUUCCUGAUCAUUCUGUAUGAAGGGCUCCUGGGAGGUGCAGCCUACGUGAACACCUUCCACAACAUUGCUUUGGAGACCCGUGAUGAGCACCGGGAAUUUGCCAUGGCAGUUGCCUGUAUCUCUGACACUUUGGGCAUCUCCCUAUCGGGGCUCCUGGCCUUGCCUCUGCAUGACUUCCUCUGCCAUCUGUCAUGACACUCAGGCCCCUCGAGACGCAGGACACAGUGACCCGUGGGCAAACUGACAGGUUGAACAGCCAGGCCCACCUCAGAGCCCAUCCAUGAACUCUGCUCCCAGCCUUCCCAGCAGGGCUGGGAUUAGGGAAGUGCAAAGGCUUUAUUCCCCUUGAACAAGGGGGCAGCCAUUGCCUCCCACUCCCGAGAUGAUCUCGGAGAGUUUCUUCUUGGCAUCAUGCCCUGAAUAAAUGCCUGUUUUCUCAA